AUUUUGUGUCUACCUUCGGUGUUCUACACUCGUAUUGAUACUGGCUCCGAAUGCAUCUCGUACUCGUAUGUGAUAUUUUGUCAAGUCUUUCCCGUGGUCAACGCUGACCUGGCGUGUAAGCACCCUCUGGCUGACAUGUGAAUGAAUGGUGGUAUCCCAAAGCAGCAGAAGGCUGACAGAUUUUCCUGCUGUGUGUGGUGCAGCUGGAUCACCUGUCACAGAGCAGAUUUGUACAGAAUCUUGUAAACUACGUCGUAGUGAGAUAGGUUGACAAUUUUUGAUGAGCUGCCUUGCUUGCGGGUGAGAUGAUGUCUGUCAGUAGCAUAGGAUUGUGCAUUCCAGCAGGUCUGGGCCCAUCCAGUGCCCAUGGUCAAGUUGAACACAGCUGGAAUCUUAAAUGGCAGUUUCGUGGUGCAGUGAUCUUGAGUACGGAUGAUUAUUUCAUCAGACAAGAUGGGUCAUAUUUAUUUCAGAAGUACUUACUUGAUGAAGCUCAUGAAUGGAACCAUGAAAGAGCCAAGUCGGCCAUGAGACAAUGGAAAUCUCCAAUUAUUAUAGACAAUACCAACAUUCAAGCGUGGGAAAUGAAACCAUAUGUGGUUAUGGCACAACAGAACGGUUAUGAGGUGAAAUUCAGAGAACCAGACACACCGUGGAAAUUUGAUGUUAGAAAACUGACCAGAAUAAAUACUCAUGGUGUUCCAAGAGAGAGAAUUGAACGGAUGAAAGAACGGUAUGAGAGGAACAUCACGAUUGACAGAGUACUGCGUGCAGAGAAGAGAGUCCAACAUAACUGAUGCAAAGUUGCCAACUGAUUGCUUUCAGAAGAGGAGCGAACAAUGACGAGCUUAGCACAUGGUGGAAUAAUGCUAGUUCGGCAAGUCCAGGACAAUUCCUACAGAUUGAUAAUUGCAUUUUAAUCAGAAUGGAAGAAAACUUGCUUUUAAACUAAAUUUUCUUUUUUUAAAUGUUAAAAUUUUAGCAUAGAAAAGGGUAUUGUACUAAAGGUCUUAGAAAUGUGACCAACAAACUUUAUUCAAUAGUGAUUUUGUCAAAUGCAUUUUUGCUAACUCUUUUGCUGGUCAAAGCUUGAACCAGGAGCUAUUACUGCAGACAUCUACUCCAAAUAUUCCAGCAGCUAUUUUUGUAUCAAUAUUUGUAAAUUGCAGCUACAUAUGAUAAUUUGUGAUUAUAUAAAUCAGUCUUUUUUAAUUAUUUUUAACAUUAUUUUAAAUAAUUGAAUUUAAGGAUAUAAAAGUCAAACACUUUUAUUUCCUCAAUUGUAGAUGUACAUUGUAUCUACAAUUAUUUUUAAUAUACUCUUGGGGGUGUUGGCAUCACUGGUAAUGCUGGCAUUUAUUGCCCAAUUCCCAUUGCCCUGAGUAGCAGAUGGUAAAUAGUAUUGAUCUACUGCAAUGUUUUGUAGCAGUUUCAUACAGUUGAAUAGUGUGGUAGGCCAGAGGGCAGUUAAUCAUAUCUAGUAUUACAUCAGGUUUCCAUUCCAUAAAGGACUUUAGUGAGCCACUUGGGUUUUAAUGACAUUGAAGCCUAUUGGUGAUUUUGAAGCAAUUUCCUAUUUAAUUGAUUUUAAAAUGUUUACCACUAUGUAUGUAAAUACGUUUUAUAUUGUUUUGUGCAAAAUUGUAAUAAAAUAAUUGAUUUUGUA
Molecule: messenger RNA, 1666 nt
Organism: Amblyraja radiata (thorny skate)
Lineage: Eukaryota; Metazoa; Chordata; Chondrichthyes; Rajiformes; Rajidae
Product: NEDD4-binding protein 2-like 1
Exons: 5
Coding region: 306-797 (163 amino acids)
Source: RefSeq, a predicted model, not a curated record